UUUUUAGGGGUCCAGCCACCGUGUGAACAUACGGAACCCACGCACGCUAAAACCCUAAAGCCAAAAAACUCCUCUUUGUCAUCAAUGGUGAAUCCUAUAACUUGAGAAGGAACAUAGCUCACUGCUUUAUAAAUCUGUAGAAGGCAAUUGAUGGAAAUGGCUUCAUCUGAAGGUAUAUCCAAAAACGCCGAGGAUACGUUACGCAAAGUCACAAGUGGGCCUUUGCCAUCUACGGUUGCAAAACUCUCUGGUUCUUCAAGAGGAAUACCCAGCGAUAGAGACUUCCAUUUCUACAACAAUUUCAGCGAAUUCAGAACACCCAUAUCAGAAAUAGACAAGAAAUCCAAGGAAAUACUGGAGAAAGUAGGGGCAUUGUCGGAAUUAUGGGGAAAUUCCAUAUCGUAUCUGGAGGAUCUAGAUGAGGAGGAGAGCGGAGAAUGGCUGAUGAACAUAAAUGACGACGUUUUGGAGAAACUGGCGUCGUCAUUGGAUGAGUUUAGGCUGUUGAGAAAGAAAGAAGAGGAGAGUGGAGUGAAGAUGGAGGAGGAGGAUUUUGAAGGCGGGGGGUUUCAAGUGGUUUGUCGGAAGAAGAAUAGGAAAGUAGACAAUGCAAGUGUGGACAAGACUGAAGGGAAGGCGGAGGGGGUGAAAGUGGCUACCAAAGGGAAGCCAAAGGUUCCGUUUCAUAUACCCACCAUCCCCAGGCCGCAAGACGUGUAUAAAAUAAUUGUUAACAAUACAAACCAGCCAUUUGAGCAUGUUUGGUUGCAGAGAAGUGACGAUGGUUCCAGAUUUGUGCAUCCUCUGGAGAAGUUCACUCCCUCAGAUUUUGUUGAGAGUGCUGGCAUCAUUGAGCCUGCCAAACCUCCUCCAUUAGAGAUUACUCCAUUCAAGCUUGUGGAAGAGGUCAAAGAUCUGAAGCAGUUAGCAACCAAGUUGCGUGCUGUGGAUGAGUUUGCGGUUGAUUUGGAGCAUAAUCAAUAUAGAUCGUUUCAAGGAUUGACAUGCUUGAUGCAAAUAUCCACUAGAACUGAAGAUUUUGUUGUUGACACUCUGAAGCUUCGCGUUCACAUUGGCCCACAUCUGAGAGAUAUUUUUAAGGACCACAGGAAGAAAAAGGUGAUGCAUGGUGCUGAUCGAGAUAUUGUGUGGCUUCAACGUGACUUUGGCAUAUAUGUCUGCAAUUUGUUCGACACUGGCCAGGCCUCAAGGGUUUUGAAACUGGAAAGAAACAGUCUGGAGUACCUGCUACAACAUUUUUGUGGAGUUACAGCAAACAAAGAAUAUCAGAAUGCAGAUUGGAGAUUACGCCCACUUCUUGUAGAGAUGAUGAGAUAUGCUAGAGAAGAUACACACUAUCUCUUGUACAUUUAUGAUGUUAUGAGGAUGGAAUUGCUAUCUUCAUCUGCUGACAAUGGAUCUCCUGAUGCUCCUCUAAUAGAGGUGUACAAGCGCAGUUAUGAUAUAUGCAUGCAGCUGUAUGAAAAAGAACUUUUGACUGAUAGCUCAUAUCAGCACAUAUAUGGAUUACAGGGAGCUGGCUUCAAUGCGCAGCAGCUUGCAGUUGUUGCUGGGCUACAUGGGUGGAGGGAUGUUAUUGCCCGAGCAGAAGAUGAAAGUACUGGCUAUGUUUUGCCAAACAAAACACUUAUUGAAAUUGCUAAGCAGAUGCCUCUUACCACAAACAAAUUAAAGCGAUCGAUGAAAUCAAAGCAUCCGUAUGUUGAGCGUAAUCUUGGUGCUGUUGUCAGCAUCAUUAGGUACUCUGUUCAAAAUUCCGCUGCAUAUGAAGCAGCUGUGGAACAUCUGAAGGAAAGGCGCUUAGAAUUACCAGCUGAAGAAAACAUUGUGGGUACUGAGGGUGCUGAAAUGUUAGUUGAAAUUUCUGAGUCACUGAAACCAACAGGGACAGAAACUUCAAAUGUUUGUAGUUCACCUGAUGCUGGUGUCUUUCACGUCCUAGCUUCAAUACAGCAACAAAACGAAUCUCUGAAACCAGAAAGCGCUGUCACUCAAGUUGGUUUUAGUGGACCUGGUGACACCUCUGAACAUCGUAAUGAAUAUGGUGAUAUAAAAGCUACUUCUUCGGGACAGGUGGAAGUAACUAUUCAGGCAAUUAAGAAGCCCAGCUGUGGUCUUGGGAUGUUACUAGGGAGUACAGCAAAGAGGAAGCUGCAUCCUGAUAAAAAAGAGCCGGAAGAGAUCCAAGUGCAGCAGAUCAAGUCUUCGGUGAGCCUUCCAUUCCAUGCAUUUUCAGGUAGGAUUGAGCAGAUACAGCAAGCUGCAACAGACCCUUCUAAACCGUUGGAAAUUAACCAUAUAGGGGAACCUGUUGCUACUAAUUCCAAGUUAGACGUUAUAACCCUGGAGACUGAUUCAGAUGAUGGGGAAUCAGUAAAGGGUGAGCGAUCAACCAGAGAACAGGAAAACUCCUUUGCCAUGCCGGUAGCUACUUCAAAUUUGGAAGAUGUUAUGUUACUGGACGAUGAUUCAGAUCUUGAGGAACCAGUCAAAGAUGAUUCAGAAGCUACUAACAAUCAGCCUGAGUGUGGGGAAACCAAUAAUGCAGUUUCUGUUGAGGAGAUGGAUGAAGGGGAUGAGAAUAUGGCCUUGUCUAAUCUCUCUAGCUUCAACAAGUGUUUCCAUUCGAUAAAUCAAAAAAGUAAGGCAAAGCUUGCUGAGAAACAACAAGCACAUGAAGGUCAGUUGAAGGUUCAGCCUUUUGACUAUGAAGCAGCAAGGCAGCAAGAGGUAUUUGGAGAAGAUCCAGGUAAACAACACCUGGAAAGAGAAGGUGAUGAAUCUCGUAGGAGUGAGACUGGUAAGAAGAAGGAUUUAGUCUUAGGCCAGCCACCGAUUGAAGGGACAGCAGAGUUCCAGCAAGGUAGAAGGCGUCAAGCUUUUCCAGCUUCGGGGAAUCGAAGCUAUACUUUCCGUUAGAAGUUGAAAAGCUAUAUGAACUCGUAAGGUACGGAAUCAGUUGUCUACAAAGGAAGUAACCUCAUCAUGCAUGCUCUUGGUUCAAGCAGGAGGAGGAAAUCAUAGUUUGAUGUUUAUAUGUGAAAGUAAAAAUUUGAAUCAGUUGCGGUGUUACUGUUAAUCUGCAUUUGCUGUGUGGCGCAGUAUUUUAUACAGGUGCAGUGCCUUGUAUAAUAUGCAUCCCACUCUAUCCUAAACUCCUAGGUGGAAACACCGCCCUUAAGAAGGUAAAGGAUUUGAUGGCUUGAUAUAUUGGCAAUGAUGAAACAUAUGAUAUUGCAAGUUAAUAUUACAAGGAAAACAAAACAAUCAAUGAAAAUAUGAUGGUACGGGUGCUAAGAAAGAAAAGUUUUAGUGUCAAAAAAGUUAAAACAUAAUGCGCUCCGCCCCCUCUUUAGUUUGCAGAGAAAUUAUGGGAUUGCUAGAAAUGCUUUUACAUGGAAGACCUGCUUCAGAAUUAUCAAGUCAUGCAACAGUGACCUUUAUUUUCAUGACAAAUGUCAGUCGUGUAAGAGAUAAUAGAGGUCUAUGAUGCAAAUUAAAUUACCGUAUCUUUCAUAUUUUGAGUUGGGAAAGGGGUGGAAAGGGACGGCAACAUGUUAUGUAAUUUGAAUGUGAUGUUCUUUUCGUUCUCCUUUCUGAAGGUGGUCUCCCUUCUCUCUUUCAAACAAAAUUUACAAAACUUGUCCAGAUGUUUACUGUCUAAGUCGCACUUGCUUGUGUGAAUUUUGUCAACUAGUAUUCGUAUCCGUGCGUUGCGCGGAGAAUAUUAAAUAUAAUUUAUCAUAUGAAAGUGUUACUUGAAAAAAAAUGGUAGUCACAAAGGAACACGAAAUUGUUA
Messenger RNA from Lycium barbarum (goji berry), 3820 nucleotides. RefSeq names its product protein RRP6-like 2. Lineage: Eukaryota; Viridiplantae; Streptophyta; Magnoliopsida; Solanales; Solanaceae. Gene Ontology annotation, cellular component: nucleolus; nuclear exosome (RNase complex). The record is from RefSeq and is a predicted model, not a curated record. The transcript is spliced from 14 exons. Gene Ontology annotation, molecular function: 3'-5'-RNA exonuclease activity; nucleic acid binding; nucleotide binding. Gene Ontology annotation, biological process: histone mRNA catabolic process; poly(A)-dependent snoRNA 3'-end processing; nuclear polyadenylation-dependent rRNA catabolic process. Bases 151 to 2940 code for a protein of 929 amino acids.